Molecule: messenger RNA, 189 nt
Organism: Botrytis byssoidea
Lineage: Eukaryota; Fungi; Ascomycota; Leotiomycetes; Helotiales; Sclerotiniaceae
Exons: 2
Coding region: 1-189 (62 amino acids)
Source: RefSeq, a predicted model, not a curated record
AUGAUCAUUCCCCGGGAGCACAUCAGUACUGACCAGUAUUUAACUCGACUUCACGCGCAGAUCAAAGACGAGAUUCCUGUGGAAAGCACCGAUCCCGGUAUCCCAGUAGCACGGGAAAAGAGUCGUGGCAAAAAGAAUACAGAGGUCGAUUGGUGGGCAGCGUGUGAGUCCUACUUUUUCAAUGAGUGA